This is a messenger RNA of Aphis gossypii (cotton aphid), 2190 nucleotides long. RefSeq names its product protein-cysteine N-palmitoyltransferase Rasp (gene rasp). Gene Ontology annotation, molecular function: palmitoyltransferase activity. Gene Ontology annotation, biological process: protein palmitoylation. The transcript has 10 exons. Gene Ontology annotation, cellular component: endoplasmic reticulum. The record is from RefSeq and is a predicted model, not a curated record. The coding region runs from base 489 to 2006 and encodes 505 amino acids. NCBI's taxonomy places the organism in Eukaryota, Metazoa, Arthropoda, Insecta, Hemiptera, Aphididae.
AUUUUGAAUAAGUUAACAGUUUAGUGUUUACAAUUUACGGUUGUCAUUAUUAUUUAAAUACUUGUUACUUGUUGAUUGUAGUACACUAGUACCCCUAGGGCCUAGACAUUUAAUAAUUAGUUGUUAAAGAAUAUUGGUUUAUACUUAAUAGUAUUUCAGUCAAAAAUUUAAGUAUUGUCACAAAUUCUAAUUUCAAUGUUCAUUCUGUUUUUUUUUUCUAUCAAACGAAGUUGAUUAUUAAUUAACUAAACAGUCUAAACAAUUGUAUAUUAAACUUUUUGUUUACUUAUUAAGCAUUUCACCAUUAAUAUACUUAGCUUUGAUGGAUUGUGACUUAUUAAAAUACUUUUUGGUGAUAAUAAAUAAUGGUAUACUUGUAUAAUUAAAUUUCCAUGCUAUUUAGUUUUUAUUUUGAAUAGAAAUGAUGUUAAAAAUGAUUAUUGUAUCUAUUACAAAUUAUUUAAUUUAAAAAUAUAAUAAUAUUCAAAAUGAAAAAGGAGGGAAAUCAAUAUGUGCCAUUGCAUCAUUUUGAAAUAUUUUGCUAUACUGUUAUAUGGGCUUCAGGCAUACUUUAUGCUGCUUAUAAUUUAUUAGAUGUUAGCUCAAGUUUAAAGAAUUCAGAGGUACCUGACUUAGUACCUGGAUGGUCAUGGCUUGGUAGAAGAAAAGAUACUUGCCCAGAAUGGAGAAUAUGGACUACAUUUCUUAUAUACUCAUUAGGUCCAUGGGUUAUUUUACAUUCAUCAAUUUUAUUAAUAAUACAACAUUAUUUUUCAAAGAUAUCAACAAUUCGUGAUAUAUGGUUUAUUACUGUUACAAGCUUAUGUACUGCUUAUAAUUUUGGAUUAUUAUCAGUCUUAAUAUUUUUUGGCUUAACUUUGAUUUAUUACUGUUUAUUAUUAUUUGGUAAUCAAAUUUCUAUUUGGAUUACAAGCAUAUUACUAUUAGGAGUUUGGUCAUAUAAUGAUUCUUUAUUUACUAUUAUUGAUCCUAGUUCAGAUGGAGAGAUUGCAUAUUUAUUACUUUUGACGUUAUACUGGCAUCAACUACGUUGUAUAAGUUUUUCACUUGGUUCAUUGGAUAAAACUAAAAGUAAAAUUUUGCCAAAUUGUUUACACUUUUUAGCAUAUACAUUUUACUUACCGUGUUUUUUCUUUGGACCAAUAAUUAUUUACAAAAAAAUUAAUGAUACAACUACAAAUACUACCACAAAAUCAUUAUGUCAACGUUUAAGUAAACUCAUAAUAAAUUUGAUUAGAUACUUUUUCUGGAUGUUUUUUGUUGAGUUUAUAUUACAUUUUGUUUACAUUAAUAUGUUUUUACAAAAUAUUAAAGUAUUUAAACAUUUCGGAAUCUCAGCACUUGGUGGGUUUGGUUUUGGAAUGGGACAAUUUUUUUUUAUUAAGUACACAUUCAUCUAUGGUACUGUGAUUACAAUUGCAAAAUUUGAUGAAUAUUUUGAUCCACCCAAGCCACCAAAAUGCAUUUCACGGAUUUAUUUAUAUUCUGAUAUGUGGAGAAGUUUUGAUCGAGGACUUUACAACUUCUUAAAAGAGUAUAUAUAUAGACCAUCUGGAUAUGAUUCAGAAAAUGUUAGUCUUGGUACCAAAUUAACUAGGUCAUUUAUGUGUUUUGCAUUUAUUUUCAUUUGGCACGGAUUAUCAUGGGAAGUUUUCUUAUGGACUCUAUUCAACUUCAUAGGCAUUACAUUGGAAACCCUUGCAAGAGUUUUUGGAAAAACGCCUUACUAUUUACAUUAUGUUAAAUGCAAUCUAAGUGACCCUAAUGAAAGGAGGUUUUUAGCAUUUAUUACCAGUCCUUUAACAAUGUUGUCGGCCAUUUCAAACUUCUUUUUUUUUGGUGGUAUUGAUGCUGGAUUAAGUUUUUUUGAAGCAAUAUUUUUACUAAAUACAUGGAUUGAAAACAUUAUUAUUAUCAUAAUAUUUUAUUCAAUGUGUCAAGUAUCUAUAGAAUUCAACCAUUAUAAAAAAUCAAAACAACAAUAAAUUAUACAUACAUAAUAUCUCUUAAAUAAGGUACAUAUUUUAUUCAAUUAACACAAAGUAUUAAAUUUAAAAUAAAUAUUAAUUGGUACAAUUUUAUUUAUAUAAUAAAUGUACUAUUUAAUAUAGUUCCUAUAUUUUAUAUUGUAAUAUUGUAAAUGCAAUGGCCAAUGAUUUAAUAAAUUAG